GUCCGCAACAACACGUGAACCGGUCAACACCGUUUUCAAACUGCCGCGCUCUGCACAUGCAUCAGAAAAUUUUCACCCACACUCAGCCACCUCUCUCCAUUCCACGCGCAUCACCAUAGUCUGAGGCUCAAUUAAGCUCGGUUGUACCGAUCCAUCUGUCACGCCAAGCACUUCAACUACUCAUCUCCCACCUGUCGCUCAAUUUCAAGAUGGCUAAGGUCUCGCCUACCGCGGAUAAUGGUCAUGCCAAAGCCCCGACUCUUGGCCCGGACACUGGACGCCAACGACCCCCAGCCACUCCGCCUUACCAAAGUUCAGAAGCCAUCACCGCGCCGGCGACACUCAAUGCCUGCAAAUUCAAUAUCCAAACGACAGCUCGGUCAUUGCCAACCUCCGUCGGACCACCUUCAAAGAGGUUCAUGAGCUUAUGGAUGGCAACGUUAAGUGCGUUCCCUGCAACUAGAUGUAGCAGAGCAACGUGCUGCGAUCCCCAAAACGAAAACAGGCUCCGUUCUGGGAACCUCGGGGAAUCGUGACUGAUAAGGGCAAAGGACAUAGUCCGGCUUGGGGGCUCGGUAUGCCUAACCUUGCACGAUAACAGUUAUAGCGAGAAUCUUCUG
Molecule: messenger RNA, 620 nt
Organism: Parathielavia appendiculata
Lineage: Eukaryota; Fungi; Ascomycota; Sordariomycetes; Sordariales; Chaetomiaceae
Exons: 2
Coding region: 210-536 (108 amino acids)
Source: RefSeq, a predicted model, not a curated record